ACCCCCCCAACACCACUACUGUCCGCUGUCUCAUCCUCUCCCUCUCUCACCCCCCCCCCCGACCCCCAGACUUCCCUGAACAUCACCAUCGACUACUCUCACUAUGACGACUACAACGACAGUGACACGAACUCCAACGUACCAGUGGAUGGGCCCCCCCGGAUCCCGCCGAUGCCCCUGCCUGACAUCCUAGCCCUGGUCAUCUACCUGGUGGUCUUCCUGGUGGGGGUGCCCGGCAAUGCCCUGGUGGUGUGGGUGACCAACUCCGAGGUCAAGCGCAUGGUCAACGGCAUCUGGUUCUUCAACCUGGCGGCUGCCGACCUACUGUCCUGCUUGGCGCUGCCCUUCCUGUUUGUGGCCGUCAUCCAGCGGGACCGCUGGAUCUUUGGGGAGUUCGCCUGCCGCAUCCUGCCCGCCCUAAUCCUGCUCAACAUGUAUGCCAGCGUCCUGCUCCUGGCCACCAUCAGUGCCGACCGCUUCCUGCUGGUCGUCCACCCUAUCUGGUGUCAAAACCAUCGCAGUGUCAAGCUGGCCUGGCUGGUCUGCGGGGUCACCUGGUCCCUGGCCCUGCUGCUCACCGUCCCCUCCGUCAUCUUCCGGGUUCUGAAGCAGGAGGCCUUCUCCAGAAAGAUCACCUGCUCCAUGGACUAUGGCAAGGAUGGCUGGCGGACCGAGAGGGCCGUGGCUGUGUCCCGGCUGGUCCUGGCCUUCCUGUGGCCUCUGUUCAUCUUGUCUGUCUGCUACACCUUUCUGCUCAUCCACGCCUGGAGCCGUCAGGCCACCCGCUCCACCAAGACCCUCAAGGUGGUGGUGGCUGUGGUGAGCAGUUUCUUCAUCUUCUGGCUGCCCUACCAGGUCACCGGCCUCCUGAUGGCCCUGUACCCCAGGGGCUCGGUGGUCUACCAACGCGUGAACUAUGUGGACAGCCUCUGCGUGGCCCUGGCCUACAUCAACUGCUGCAUCAACCCGGUCAUCUACGUGGUGGCUACCCAGAGCUUCCAUGCCCGCUUCCUCAAGUCCUUGCCUGCCAGGCUCCGCCAUGUGCUGACUGAAGAGUCGGUAGACAGAGAGAGCAGAUCCGGCACCAUGUCCACCGUGGACACCCCCUCCCAGAAGAGCCAGGCUGUGUGAUGGGAGAGACUAGAACUAUGGUGGUUACCAUUUGGCGGGGGUGGGGUGGGGUGGGGGAGGACACGGAAUGUCGAUGGUGGGAAUGAUAUAUACUAUGAACUAUACUUCUAUCUAAUAAUCUUGUAAAUCACUAUUAAAUCACAAAUGAAACUAUAUAAAGACAGACACACGGAGGAGACACCACAGCACUGCCUCAGUGCUCAUCCUUUGCGUAGCACUUCCUGUGUGGCCUUUGACCAUCUUAGCAUGUGCACGCUACUGGAUGAACUAUCCCCGCCCCCCCCCCCCCCAAUUAUUCUUGUUUUGGACAAAGCAGAAGUGGAUAGAACUCUCUAAAGAUUUUGCAAGUGAGUUGAUGUAAAGGCCAGCAGCAAGCACAAACCUGACUUCAUUGAGUUAAAAAAAAAAAAAAGAUAAUGCCAUUAGGAUCCAGAGAGAGAAGAGGAAAAAAAAAAAAGACAUUUGUAAGUAGUAAUAGGUGUAGGUGUGGCUUAGAAAGGAAGAGAAGGUAGGACUAUAGGAAAAAAUGAACAAAAAUAUGGAAAUAUGGAUAGAUUCUUAUAAAAAUAAUAGUGCUUCAGGAGGUAGCGUAGUGGAGAAAGCAUUAGAUACUAGACUCUCAAGCAUGAGGUCCCAAGUUCAGUCCCUGGAAGCACAUGUUUCAGAGUGAUGUUUAGUUCUUCCUAUCUUUCUGAUGAAUAAAUAUGUAAAAUAUUAAACAAAUAAUAGCCAACCCAUAUUAGUGACCUUUGGAGAACCACUGCAGUUUCCAUUGGAGGGAAUGGGGACACAGGACUCUGGUGGUGGAAUUGUGCUCCUGUUACCUUGUAAUUUUGUAAAAAAAAAAAAAAAGGAUGUGUCCCCCAUUAAAUUUUUUAAAUAAAAAUAAUAUAUUUUCCAUAUAAAAAAUCCUUGUAAAGUGUUGGAGUCAACAUAAAUUAUGCCCUGUCAUAUACUCAAACACAAAAAUGGAUGAAGUAGAAAGAUAGGAUGUGUUCAUGACCAAAAGCAACUAUGAGGAGGUUGUGGCUGGGAAACGUAGGUGGGCACCUCCCAGGAAGGGAAUCAUGGGAAGAGGGGUUUGAUAGGCUUCACAAGAUGCCAUUCUAUUUGAAUAAAACAAACAAACAAACAGCCUCCAUAAAAACAAGUCUUUGAGGCCAGGAGAUGGCACAGUGAGUAAAGAAAGCACUGGACUCUCCAGCAUGAGGUCCUGAGUUCUAGCCCUAGUAUUCCCACUGCCAGAAUCAUGCUCUGGUUCUCUCUCUCUCGAAUAAAUAAAAAAACUUAUUAUUA
This is a messenger RNA of Erinaceus europaeus (western European hedgehog), 2427 nucleotides long. It is a transcript of the gene C5AR1, whose product is annotated as complement C5a receptor 1. The record is from RefSeq and is a predicted model, not a curated record. Lineage: Eukaryota; Metazoa; Chordata; Mammalia; Eulipotyphla; Erinaceidae. The transcript has a single exon. Gene Ontology annotation, biological process: complement receptor mediated signaling pathway; inflammatory response; positive regulation of cytosolic calcium ion concentration. Gene Ontology annotation, cellular component: plasma membrane. Gene Ontology annotation, molecular function: G protein-coupled receptor activity; complement component C5a receptor activity. The coding region runs from base 172 to 1131 and encodes 319 amino acids.